Molecule: messenger RNA, 714 nt
Organism: Brettanomyces bruxellensis
Lineage: Eukaryota; Fungi; Ascomycota; Pichiomycetes; Pichiales; Pichiaceae
Exons: 1
Coding region: 1-714 (237 amino acids)
Biological process (GO): mRNA splicing, via spliceosome
Cellular component (GO): spliceosomal complex
Source: RefSeq, a predicted model, not a curated record
AUGAAGUUUUCUUUAAAGAAGAGCAAGUUUGCCUCUAAGAUACCAACCGGUAACCGCAAGUCGUUUUCUUUAAAAAAAAAGGUUGAAGUGGUACGUAAAAGCAAGGCUGUCGGAAAAGUUGAAAUAAAGCGCAACGGUUUAUUUGAGAGUAAUGCGAUAAAGCAUGACGGUAAGAAAAUCGGUAUUAGUACCAUAAAAGAUAUCGAUACGCCAAGACUUGCAGAUUCGGAAUUGGUAAUAAAACCCAUCCAAUCCAGAAGGGACAUUUUCAGAAAGAAGAAACAGACAUCAUCAAAUGUACCCUCUUAUGAACACCAGCCAAUAAAAUAUGGUAUCAAUAAUAUGGAUAAAAAGGGAAAGAUGGAUCAUCUCGAUAAUCAGAGAGCAGAUAGUAUAAGGCAAAAGCCUGUACCUUUAACAUCUUAUGACGUACCUAGCUGCGUAUCCGAAACCACAGAAGAAAGUUAUGAGAAGGUUCCCGUGGAAAAAUUUGGCUUGGCGAUGCUAAGAGGAAUGGGAUGGAAAGGGGAUGUGACGGAAAUCGAAAAGGAAGAAGUAAAGAAGGAUAAUGCAUCUACAUCAAGGCCUCUUCUUCUUGGUUUAGGGGCAAAACCAUCUGCUGUUCAGCUUGAUCCUUCUUAUCGUGUUUCGAGUGCUAACUAUGAACCAGUUACGAGAGUUUCUAAAAAUUAUGGUAGUAGUGGUGGUAUAUAA